ACACCCUCAGCGAGUGAUCACGAGAGUAAUGUCGACCAUAGACAUUCUUGAAUUGUUUUCUCAAAAGUAUUUGGCACUGAAGUACUGGCAGUUCAAUGUCUUGGAUUUGUUAUGGCCAUAGAAGACCCCUUGAAAUCGCAUUCACCGGAAACAAUGUUGGAAAUUCAGAGUAACAAAUCGGAAGGAAUGAAAACCGAAAAGACGAGCCACAUUCAUAGUGGGCAUUUCAUGAUAAGCCGUGUACACGAUCCCGCUACUGACGAAUUCGAUGAAUAUGACGACAAGUCCGGUGAUUCUGUCGGAUACGAUUUUAUGGAAGCGACGAAAGAGACUUCUCAAACCUAUAGUUUUGGUCCAAGAAGCACAAGGACGCUUGCAAUCGACGCGUCGCUAACGAAGCUAUUCCAGUGUUUAACACUCGCGUACAGUGGGAAAAUUACAAGUCCAAAAUGGAAGCCGUUCCGUGGCAUGCACCUGUCAAUAAAGGACAAGAUCAGACUGAACAACAUCAUCUGGAGGGAAUGGCACCUGCAGUGUAAUUAUAUUUUUCAGAUGUUUUUCGGGAAAAUACCCAAUGUUUGCCAGUUUGCAACUCCGUUGUCAGACGACAUUCACACAAAGCCCGAGGCUGUUGUGUUGGAGGGCAAGUACUGGAAGAGACGGUUAGACACCGUUACAGCUGAGUACAAGAAAUGGAGGCGGUACUUCAAAGAACGAGUAUCUAGGAACCCCCCAGACUCACAGAUGCAAGAGGACGAUGAUUUCCCUCACCAGGUGGCAACCAUUGCUGAACUGCUGGAAAGGGUCAAGGAUUCCACAAUGAUCCCAAGACCGUCUCAAGCAUCGGCCACAGACUUACUGAUCACAAAUGAUUUCGAGGAGAUGGAUUUCACAGAUAAUCUUUUCUCGUCACUGAAGGAACCGUUUCAGUUUCCCAAUCCUCGUGAAUUGUCUCAACUCGGCUGUGCUGACCUAAUCCAGCCAGGACUGAUUCAACUGCAGCCCAACCUUGAGGACUUCAUGGAUGUGGACAGUGUGCACGAUAUGAUUAUGAACUCCUCUCGGACACAGAUGACCAACUUCCUGUCUGGAUCAACAGGCUCGCUUGAUAUCAUGCCUACAGGGUCUGCGUUGCAGUCAAGCAACUCUGACCCGAUGCAGGUUACCAUGACAGUGGAGCAGCAGCUAGCAGCCCUACAGCAGCAGGCCUACCCCGAUCCAACAGGAGUCCUGGAAUACCAGUUGUCUCAGGCACUUGGCAACACAGGAUCAUUUGGUCAGCCUAGCAGUGCUGGGAUGGGUCAGUCAGGCCUCAUUGUUGAUCUACAGACUGAUCAGUUUGGACAAAACACUGACUUCAUGCAGUCUAAUGUCAUGAACAAACCUGAAGUGAAGUCUCAGCCUAUAAUGGAGCAGUCCUCUACUCGCAGGGUUGCACAGGUGUUACCAAGUGCUCAUAUUGCUCCAACGUCAGUGACGUCAUCACAGGAUGUGCUCAGAAAGACAGGUGAUUCGGUGCCACGUAUGGCUACCAAGCCCCAAGCGGGUGGGGUUGGAGGAGGGUUAGUGCAGCAGGAGUUUGUGCCUCAGAAGAAGGAUGGUUUUGUUGUACCAAAGGGCAAGCCAGUCCAGACACCACGCAAGAACAGAAUCAUUGCCCCUGCCCCUCCUAUCAAUUCAUCACCGCCUUCAUCGUCCCCCUCAGUGCACAGUACAUACCUCGCCCAACUACUCACUAAAGGAACUUACCCAGGUGCAAUAAUCAGUGUAAAGAAGGAGCCCGUGUCAGGCCAGAUCACCACCCCCACCACAUCCCCCAGUACCACCACAUACCAGCCUAUCCGCCCUGCUGAUCCCACACGCUCCAACAGUAAACAGCCAUCCAGUCCAUCGCCCGGCAGCCCCGCAGUGGCUGUUGGGUCCUUAUCACCAGCACACAGUCCGUCGCCAGGAUUACCCAUAGAUCUUACAAAGGUGCCCUCUAGUUUCCCCACCAGUGUUCUAAUAGCAGCAGCCAGUCAGGCUUUCAGCACCAUUUCUACUGUCUCCUCCAGAGAUGUGCUGUCUAUGUCACCAAAACCAUCCGCUAAUAUCUUAACAGUCAGUCCUUUGCCACAAAGUCCGCCAUCCCCUCAGCUGGAUCUAUCGCCACGGCAACCACCUUCCCCACAAUCUGAUGUCAUGUCGCCUCUCUCUGGCAUGAUGAGCCCUGGCCAGGUGGACAUAUCUUUUGGGCUGGAGCCAGAGAAGGUUCAGUACCACGAACAGCGGAGGAUGGCCCACCAGUCUGCGGAGCAGAAACGGCGAUGUAAUCUCAAGAGUGGCUUCGACAUGCUGCAUACACUAGUGCCGGCACUUAGUGUCAACCCCAAGGUCAGCAAGGCAGCCAUGCUUCAGAAAACUGCUGAUUAUUGCAAGAAGCUCAAGUCAGAACGAAGUCAAAUGCAGAAGGAAGCAGAGAUUCUAAAACAAGAAAUAGAGUCUCUUAAUGCAGCUAUCAGUGUUGUCCAGUCACAGUUGCCUGAGACCGGUGUACCAGUUACAAGGCAGAGGGUCGACCAGAUGAAGGACAUGUUUGAUAGCUAUGUCCGAAACCGUACUCUCACCAACUGGAAGUUUUGGAUUUUUUCAAUAAUUAUCAGGAACCUUUUUGGUUCAUUCAACAACACAGUAUCAACGGCUAGUAUUGAAGAACUCUGUCGGACUGUGUUAGCCUGGCUGGACCAGAACUGUUCCCUUGUCUCGCUCAGGCCAACUGUUCUGAAUGCGUUACGGCAUUUAAGUACGACAACCAGUAUCUUGACCGAGCCGUCUCGGAUGAAGGAGCAAGCGACACAGGCUGUCACGAAGGAUUCUCAGUUAUCCUCCACACACACCAGGUCAUGAUAACUCUCUCUCUCCCAUUGGGAGAGGACUGGAAAAGAAAACAGACCUUUGCUGUCACAGUUUACAAACAGUGCUCAAAGAUGUAGUGGAGCUCACACUGACAAGUGUUAGUGGGACUUUAUGUUCAUCUUGUUUUGAACUUAUACCUUUAUCAGUUUUGAAGCUUGCCUGCAAAAUUUGAACUCAAGCAUUGAUGUAGUGCUGAAGCUUGUGUUUUUUGAGUGGUAUGGAAGAACAUCAGUCUCAAGAUUUGUGUCUUAGGCUUCCUUUCAAGAUUUGGGCUUGUUGAGUUUGAAUUGAAGUGAUGCUGAAGCUCCACCUUGUGGUGGGAGUAUGUUAGAGGCAAGGAGCACUAAGGUGACUCACCAGGGACUGUGGUGAGGUGUAUGGAGGGUGAUGAGAGUUGGCAGAUUGCAGAAGAACGAGGCGUUACAUACUGAGAGUGAGGAGAUGUAUUGAUGUGUCACUAGAAAAUCUGUACAUGGGCAGUUCCACAGAAAACAACUUGUCAAUAUGUUCAUUUAUAGCAGAAACAGUGGAUGUGUUCUUUAUAAUACUCGUAUCGCACUUCAAAAUUGUGCUUACAGAUUCGGGAUGUAAUCAAGAUCAGGGAUUUGUUGUUAAGUCAUGUGAGAGGAGACGAUUGUUUGGACUUUGGGGGGAAAUUUAGUUAGAAUAUUGCAGCCCAAGCACUGUUCCUGCUUUCACUGUUGCUCCUGUUCUAAUGGUGCUAUUACAACUGCUCUGUGUACAGUGGAGGCAGUGUUGUGACUCAUUAGUCGGCUGUGAAUGAUGCCUCUUUAUCUAGAAUGUGGUCUUAUUAAACUUCAAUCAUAGUGUCAUGUGAAGCUGGCAGUUGCCCUGAAUUUUUAUAUUUUGGUGACCUAUUACUGGAAGUGAAAGUUAGGUUUUAGAUGUCUUUGGGUUGAUCUUGAAUGAAAGUAAAUUUGUCUUGCUUUGAGUUGAAUGUUAGCUGAUCCAUCUUGGAUGUAUUUCUUUGAACUGACUCAAAUAUCCCACUGCACAUGGAAAGUUAUCUGAUAGUGGCUGGGGUUUGAUGACUAUCACAGUUGUGGCCUGAGCUCAGGUGAGACACUAUGGAUGCCUCAGUGAUUCCUCAGUGAUCAGUGGAAGAUCUGAACCACACUGAUUACAAGGGAGGUGACUUGAACAUAUGUUCAAACCAAGAACGUCUAAACAUUGCAUGAAUAAUGGCCAGGAAACUGGAUGGAACAUGAAUCAUGGCCAAGAAACUGGAUGGAACAUGAGUGAUGGCCAGGAAACUGAAUGGAACGUGAUUUAUGGCCAGGAAACUGGAUGGAACAUGAAUCAUGGCCAAUAAACUUGAUGGAACAUGAGUGAUGGCCAGGAAACUGGAUGGAACAUGAGUUAUGGCCAGGAAACUGGAUGGAACAUGAGUUAUGGCCAUAAAACUGGAUGGAACUUGAGUGAUGACCAGGAAACUGGAUGGAACAUGAGUGAUGACCAGGAAACUGGAUGGAACAUGAGUGAUGACCAGGAAAGAAGAUUGACCAUGAGUUAUGGCCAGGAAACUGGAUGGACCAUGAGCGAUGACCAGGAAAGAAGAUGGACCAUGAGUUAUGGCAAGGAAACUGGGUUGAACAUGAGUGAUGACCAGGAAAGAAGAUGGGCCAUGAAUUAUGGCCAGGAAACUGGAUGAAACAUGAGUUAUGGCCAGGAAAGUGGAUGGAACAUGAAUGAUGGCAAGGAAACUGGAUGGAACAUGAGUGAUGACCAGGAAAGAAGAUGAAACAUGAGUGAUGACCAGGAAACUGGAUGGAACUUGAGUUAUGGCCAGGAAACUGGAUAGAACAUGACUUAUGGCCAGGAAACUGGAUGGAACAUGAAUCAUGGCCAAUAAACUUGAUGGAACAUAGUGAUGGUGAUUGUGUGUUAAUGAGUUUGUGAUGGACUUAGUGUGACCUAUGUUCAUUAGAAAGUAUGGACACACAUUCGUGGCAUUGUAAACAGUGGUGCCUGUCUGUAUCACUGCAGGAGGGGUUGCUGUGCUGUCUGGGUGGAAAUAAUCUUUAUUUAUUUAUUUAUGGAUGAAUCAGAAUAUUGAAUAUUGUGUUAAUUGUGUUUAUUUUCUUCGGAAUUAUACUUAAUUUCCAUCCUCAGUAGCCAGAUGUAGUGUCUCAGAAAGAGGAUGUAUUCUACCCUGAAUUGUAAAAAUAAACCUUCUCUUUGAAUAAGCAGCUAUCUGAUCUUAUCACAUCUCCAAGGUCCUCGGAGGAAAGGUCACGUCUGUAAAGGCAUACAAGAUGUGCACUGUUGGGAUUAAUGAUGUCAUUUCAUCAGUAUCCAGCUUGUCUUUGUAAUCAGGUACAAACUGUCACGAUGCUUUUCCUUUGCACAGAUAAUCUGGGUGCAGUGUUUUCACUAUGUCAUUGUUUGAAACUUUUUGUUGAUUUUGGACAUUUCAGACUGGAAUUGUAUGUUAAAUGUCAGCAAUAAGCUUUAUGAAUUGUUUGUAUUACCUGUGAUCCAAGAUUCAUAAGACACAAUCUGUGGUCCAUAAGGCAGUAUCUUGUGAUCCAAGAUCCAUGUGACAUUAUUCUGUGAUCUUGAAUUCAUGAUUCAUGUCAUUAUUCUGAUAUGUAAUAAAAAAAACACUAUCCUAUUAUCUGCCACCCGUGAAUAAGGCAUUGUCCUAUGAUGAUAUGAUUUGUAUGAUCUUUGAGCCACGUUCCAUACUGCUUUAUUCUAUGAUCCAGAUGACAUUGUCCUAUGAUCUUGGAUCAGUGAUCCAUGAGGCAUUAUUCUAUGAUCCAUGAUGGAUAUGGCAUAAUUCUAUGAUCCAUGAUAUGUGGUUUGUAAGGCAUGAUUAACUGUUAUGUUUUCCCCAGUGUCUAUCAUUCAACUUUUUGUCCAGUCAGCAAUUAGCUUUCAGUAUUAUGUUACAAAGUUUCACAGUUAGGCUGGCUCACCGACAUGGUUGACACAUGUCAUCGUAUCCCAAUUGCGUGGAACGAUGCUCAUGAUGUUGAUCACUGGACUGUCUGGUCCAGACUCGAUUAUUUACAGACCGCUGUCAUAUGACUGGAAUAUUGUGCGGUGUUAAACAACAAGCCCACCAACCAACUAAGUUUGAGCCACCAUGAUUACGAGUAUUCUGGAAAGCUGUAUCCGCUGUAUAUCGGUACAAUCACAUCCAUAAUUCAAGACUUUUACUGUUAGAAAUGUUUAUGUAUGUUAUAACCCUACCAUGAUCAUGGGUUCCUCCAAAGCAGUACACACUGUGAGACUUCUCUUCAUCACUUCAGGCUUUGUUCCUACAUGAAACUCGGUUCCCAAUUGCGCAGAUCGAUGCUCAUGCUGUUGAUCACUGGAUUGUCUGGUCCAGGCUCGAUUAUUUACAGACAGCCACCAUAUAGCUGGAAUAUUGCUGAGUGUGGCGUAAAACUGAACUUACUCACUUACUCACUCCUACAUGAAACUGAUGCUUCAGGAUAUACCUGGAAUAUUGUCCAAAGCUGUCCAAUUAAUUUAUUAAACACUUUAAUAUUGCAGAUAAAAUGAUCGCACGUACAUUCUUAUCUAGAAUAGGAAAUCUUAUCUAAGAUAUUGAGUAGAGACCGGACAAAUUGAUAGGAAUGUUGGUAAAGAAUGAUGACCUUAUUGGUUGGAGUUAUCUCCCUUAUGUUCAUUUCCAACAUAAAACGCUGCCUCAGGGUUGGUGUAUAUGUGCUCACUGCUGUUGUAUAUCUAUCUAUAUGCGAAUCAGGGAUUUUGCUGUAAAAACAAGUUUUUUUUACUAAAUUUAUUAAAAUAUUUAUUGAGAUAUUUUGGGAGCUUAAGUUUUUGACAGUGAGUGACACUGUACAUGCAGAGCCUAUUUUCUACAUACUAAUCCCGAAAAAAUAUAUAGUCAUGGUUGUCAUAACAGCAGUUUUAAAAUUAGGUUGAAUAGUUAGGGAUUCUGUAUUCAUUUUUUGCAGUUUAUAGUAUGUAAGGUAUGCCUAUUUGUCAGUUAAUCACGAUGGAAAACAUCAGUAGUGAAUGAAAGCCAGUAAUAUGGUGCAUCCCUUCUUUCAAGUUAUGUGUUUUGAAAAUGGUGCUGCCUACUUAUAUGUUUUAGUCUAGGAUGUAACACACACUGACAGUUACAGUAUAGUGAAGCAGUGCCUUUUCUACUUAGUCGGGCGGUGGGGUAGCCUAGUGGUUAAAGCGUCUGUUUGUCGCGCUGAAGACCUGAGUUCGAUUCCCCACAUGGGUACAGCAAGUGAUGUUUAUUUCUUGUAUCCCCCACAGUGAUAGUGCUUGGAAUAUUGCUAAAAGCGGCAUAAAACUAUACUCACUCACUUCUACUUCGGACUUCUUGCACUUGAAAUGUUUAGUUUUAGACUCUUUCAUGGAGUGAAGUUAGGUAUAGAUAAAGUUGAGCCUGUCUCCAAAAUAUAUCUCCAAAUGUCCAGUAUGUUUGUUGUAUUGAGGAGGAGGGCCAUGGUUUCCUUGUUCCAGCUGCUUUUGUCUGGAUGUCUUUUUAAUUGUGGUAAUACAUAUAUGUUUUUAAUAUAGGUGUUAAGUGUCAUGGGAGAAUACAGUAAUACAGAAGGGCAUUGUAACUGUUUUCUUGUUAGUGCCGGAUAGAAACCUUUAAGGGGUGCUUUCUACCUAGUAUGUUCAGUUGACAGUAGUUUUAUUGCAUCAAGAAAGACAGUGUUUAAAGGGGACUAGGUGUGGUGCAGGUGGCAGUUCUUGCUAGUUUGUCAAAGUUGGUGAAAAGUCUUUCUGUGUGACUUGCACUGAGAUGCCCUCUGAUGUUUGUGCACCGGUAGUAAGGACUAUGAGAUGAUCUCAGUGAGACAGGGCACUUCACACCCUCAUUGUGUGCAUGUGUAAGUGUUUUGUUUUUAUAAAUCUAACAAUUCAUAAUAAUCCUGUGGAGACUUACACAGUAGUUUGACAAGGGUCCUAAAUAUUCUGUGCAGAGUUGCAUCCGUUGCAAGAAACCCAUGAUGAUGGGUUGAAAUCCCAGAUAUGCCAUGACUGUGUGUCUUGGUAUUCAGCUCCAUACCUUUUGACUUCAUCACAAACAGUAAGAUCUUGAUUAGCAUUUUAAAGUUGUACGUUUAAAUUAACAACAGAGGAGAUGUAGUGUAUUGACGAUAAUAUAAGGUUAGGCGCUCUACUGCUGUGUCAGACUGAGAUCUUACAAUGUGAGUUACGUCCCCUUGUAUCACUCUUGUUGAGAAAGGUAAUAAACAGCCAAGCACACGUUAUAUCAGCACACUCCAUUUGUUCUGUGGUAUAUUGUUAUGAAGUUCCGCCAAGUCUAAGAACAUAACACAGUCCUUCAUAAAUAAAGGCUUUGCUCCACCUUAGGCUGAUAGGUGGUCGUGUACAUGAAGUGUACGUCAGUGCAGGGAUAAACCCAAGUCACUCUACCAAACAUAGAUGCCAGGCAAAUGAGUCCCUGUCUUGUGUAUUAUACAAUCCCCAA
This is a messenger RNA of Haliotis rubra (blacklip abalone), 8353 nucleotides long. Its product is annotated as carbohydrate-responsive element-binding protein-like. The coding region runs from base 112 to 2886 and encodes 924 amino acids. Gene Ontology annotation, biological process: regulation of transcription by RNA polymerase II. Lineage: Eukaryota; Metazoa; Mollusca; Gastropoda; Lepetellida; Haliotidae. The transcript has 18 exons. The record is from RefSeq and is a predicted model, not a curated record. Gene Ontology annotation, molecular function: RNA polymerase II cis-regulatory region sequence-specific DNA binding; DNA-binding transcription factor activity, RNA polymerase II-specific; protein dimerization activity. Gene Ontology annotation, cellular component: nucleus.